UUGAAAACACCAUACGCACCAAAACCUUCCUUCAUCCUCGCCAGUCGUCACUUGUCCUCCUCCGGGUCAGCUCCACUCCUGAGAGGCACAACAAUGGUCAUCGGGAAGCUGGGCCUGAGCUCCCUCUUCCACACGAAGCCCAAGGAGGAGGCCUCGCCGUCACCUCCUCGAGGCGACCCGGCCGCGGCGCCGGCGUGGGCAUGGCCGUCCUGCAAGCACCCAAGAACGCGGUCCUUCCACGACGCGCCGCCACCGCCCGGCGCGAGAACGCUCGCCUCCAUCUUCCUCGACUCCGCCGAGAGCUCCUUCACCAACUCCUCCGCGCGGCGCGACUGCUCCGACAGCCCCUCCACGGCGUCCGAGGCGUCGGCGGAGGGCGGGGGCGACGCCGUCACGGCCGCCGAGGACGCCGCCGUCGUGGGGCCGCUCCGCUCCUCCGACCGGCUCCUGUUCGACCCGGGGGCGUCGGGGACCACCAGCUCCAUACUGGAGGAGAAGGUGCCGGCGGAGGCGUUCGUGGGCGGCCUGGCCGUGGCGUUCGAGUCGGCGGACCCAUACGGGGACUUCCGGGCGUCGAUGCAGGAGAUGGUGGCCGCGCACGGGGCCGGCGGCUGGGGCUGUGGCUGGGGCUGGCUGGAGGAGAUGCUGGGCUGGUACCUGCGCGCCAACGGCAAGGACACGCACGGCGCCAUCGUGGCCGCCUUCGUCGACGUCGUCGUCUCCGUCGCCGACCCCGGCCGCGGCUCCUCCUGCUCGUCCCGGAGCUCCUCCUGCGCGUCCGUCGACGGGGAUCAGUAAACUAACCUUACUUACUUCCGUGGCAUGGUUAAUGUGGUGAGGGUGUGGUAGAUGAGUGAGUAGAUCACGUACGUCGGUACGUGCCGAACACUUGGAGAACGUGCACGAGCAUGAAAGUUAAUUAAUUUUAACUACUAGCUUCUUCGUGGUAGCUGAAAUCUCGUGCCAACAUGUGAUGGGUCGAUGUUUGCAUUGCACGUAUGGCAAUGGGUUCACGACGUCGUCGUUCGAGAUCGAGAG
Triticum dicoccoides is the source of this 1038-nucleotide messenger RNA. Its product is annotated as transcription repressor OFP13-like. The coding region runs from base 94 to 798 and encodes 234 amino acids. Gene Ontology annotation, biological process: negative regulation of DNA-templated transcription. The record is from RefSeq and is a predicted model, not a curated record. NCBI's taxonomy places the organism in Eukaryota, Viridiplantae, Streptophyta, Magnoliopsida, Poales, Poaceae. The transcript has a single exon.